Messenger RNA from Ixodes scapularis (black-legged tick), 4418 nucleotides. It is a transcript of the gene tinc, whose product is annotated as protein tincar. Lineage: Eukaryota; Metazoa; Arthropoda; Arachnida; Ixodida; Ixodidae. The record is from RefSeq and is a predicted model, not a curated record. The coding region runs from base 138 to 2453 and encodes 771 amino acids. The transcript is spliced from 4 exons.
CGUCAGUCGCUCGUACGCAUGCUGGCGGGAGCGCGCGUGUCGGUCCGGGAGUUCGUCGAGCCGCUCCAUCUCCGAGAUCUGCCUGUCGAGGAAGCGAUGUAAGAGGCCGCCCCGGGACCCCAACCAGCGAGCCGACCAUGAUGUCCUCUGGCGCGCGGCGCGGCUUCUCCGUGUGCCGGGAGCCCCGACUCAACUCCCUCUGCUGCGUAUGGUACUGCACGGCGGCGCUGGCCCUGAGCAUCUACAUUGUGGCCGGCAGCGUGCAGCGGUUCACGCGCUACAUGGCGCUUCCGUGGCCGCCCCGAGACCAGCCCUACCUGGAGCUGAACGCCUACGUGGGCUGCAUCGGAGCCGCCGUGGUGCUGCUGCCCUUCUUCGUGGCCUCGGCGAUGCUGCAGGUGGGCAACCUGGCCAACGACGGCGGGAGACUGCUGUGGCCGCUGGGCGUGCACGGCGGACCCGACGCCGUCUACGAGAACCUGCCGGACCGGCGUCGGCAGCGCAGUCGCUGGCGCUCCUGGCUCAAGGCCCUCUGGAGGCACGGAGGUCCCACGGCGCCCACGCUGCACGUCUGGUCCGCCUUCUGCCUGCUCCUGCCUCGCAUGCUCGUCCAGGGCAGGCUCAUCCGGCACGGCUUCCUGCGGAAAAGCGAUGCCUGGCGCACGGACCUGGACCUGCUGCUACCCCACCGGGAGCGCCUGGUGGUUUUAAGCUUCCUGAGCACCAUCAACGAAACCGAGCUGUGGGACCGUGAGGCGAGCGAGGUGGCCCGGCCGCUACCUCACCUGGACGAAGCCGCCACGUCGGCCGAGUUCCUCAACUACGGACUCGCUCUGCUCGUCUACUCGCUGCGUUACCCCGCCGUCUUCUGGAAGAGUAACAAAUGCUUCGCGCUGCUCUUCUCGCUUUACCUGGGCCUGUGCAUGGCGCAACGACUGCUCAUUUAUACGGGCCUUGCCGUCCUCUACAAGGUCCAGGUGGCGGGCGUCCGUGAGGUACUGCCGGGAUUCGGUCCGCUGUUCCUGGGCCUACCUUCGACGCUCUUCUUGUACGCCCUGUACAGCACGGCCCUUUCACUCUCGGGCCCCGUGCUUUAUUCAUAUGGUCUGCUCAAGUUUCAAGAGUGGAAGGCUCGCGCUGCCAUGAAGAACCAUAUCACCUGGAAGGGAGCCUUUCCGAGAGGUCUCUGGGGCCAUGGACCGCACCUGUACGCCUUUUUCGUGCUCAGCGUGCUUGUGCUUUCCGGAGGCCCACUACUUUAUGACCUUACCAAGGUCUACUGCGGUAGCCUGGAUGGUGCCGUGCUGGCGGUCGUCGCGGGAAUUCUGGCUCAUCUCCUGCUGUGGAUCGCGCUCUGGCUCGGGCUCACCCUCAAGCACGACUGGGACUUCUCGCCUGAGGGACCACAAGGAGAUGUCAGGCAACUUCAGGGCGUCGCAUAUACUCCUCUGCUCAAGACCACGGGGGAGGUACCUCUGUUAGUCAUCGACCAGGGUCACACCUACCAGGUUCGAGAGGCCUCCUCUAAGAAGGCCAUCAUCAGCUUGGCCACGAAAUUCGCACAGGUGUCCAAGCUUCCCCACCCUUCAGAAGACGAGGACAUAUAUUGGCUCAAGCCUCGGCUCCCAUCUGCUGCCAAGGAACCGAGCUCGUCGCAGAAUGGAACCUGUGAGCGUAGCACGUGGCUGAGAGGUCAGCGCAAGACAUCCGGCCCCAAGCAUAAGGUGACCUUCGAGGAGAAGGGAUGCAGCCCCAGCAAGAAAUCCGGCAAGUCUCCCAAGAUUUUGAGCAAGUUGAGAAAGCAGCACGUAUCGGGGGUCAAGUUUGAAGACGUCCUUUCUGACCCACACUCGGAUGAUGGUGGGGACUAUGCCACGCUACGGGAGGUUUCUACACUUCGACGCGGGAGCCGGAAGGGCGACGAGGAGCCCUUUUAUAAGAGCCUGUGCCCUCUGGGAGACACGAGCGCAUUGCUGCCGGAGGCUGACUACGAGCUUCUGCUUGUGGAUGUGGCCACUACGCAAGUACGCGCCACGGUCCAUGGCGGGCCCACCUCACCCUCGACAACGUUGACACCACGCUCAGACUGCGUGAGCGACACCUCCACGAGCCCGGAGAAAGGUGCCAGUAGCGAGUCGAGUGGUGUGCACUCGGCGUGUAGCGAAAGUAUCAAGCGGGCCUCCAGUCUCGAGCAGCUGGUUGAACCGCUCAAAGGUUCUUCCACACCCUGGAAGAGCCUCUCCCUGCAGCGCAACAUGGCGCCGCCGGAGCUGGUCAUUCGCCGCGACGCGGACCCGUUCGGCCGCAAGACCAACGUUCGGUUAACGUCCUUCACGGACCAGCCGGACUUUGUGCGCCACAAGGCGGCCGCCGGGCUCCUGCAUGCGCACCGCAGGGACUCGGCCAACUAUUCGCUCACGUCAUCGGGAGACUCGGACGCAGCGGCUUCUUGACGCGUUGCCGUGGGAUUGUGAAUAGCUCGAACACCACUCCUUGUGCCAUACGUGACGUGCCAGUGAUCCCCCCCUCCUCUUGGUACCGGACUCAGUCAACGCCGGGCCGCAAGCUCUGCGCCCCCUCCCGGUCCCUGUGGGACCGGGAGCGGCUCGUCCCUCGUUCCACCAUCGGAACGGGGCGAACGCAGCCCGGCAUUCGCAAAGCGUGGCUCCAUUUUGUACGCGUAGUAAACCAUCGUGAUCCCUUCGCGCGAGUGAUUGUACAUACUUGUCGUGACCCACGCAAGUACCAGGACUUCUGUUCCACUUGUUCCGGAAUCCUGAGCGUCCCCACGUGGUGAGCUACACUUUAGGAAGAGGAAGAGACGGUUACAAAGGGAUUCUUUUUGUCAUUUGUUGAUGGUGUUCAGAAAAAAUACAAUGUGCCAUUUAAGGUGAUUACAGUAGAAGAUUGUGCAAUGAGUACAUUGGGAAGAAUGACGUCUGUCGCAAAGAGCAAAGCAAACAAUAUGCAGAAUGGUUCCUUAGGGGCAAAAACAGGUCGUCGGUGCUAAACAUUUAUUUAGGGACUAUGAACCGUUCUUCGGGUUUCCACAAAAAAGUACGUUCUCCCUCCAUAAAGACCUCCUUUGGUAUGCAGUAUGGUUCUUACUGCAUGCUCAAGAACUCCAGCGUUCCUGUAUUUUGUCAUUUCCUCUUUAAUCACCGAAGGCGGUUUCCGAUACGUUCGACGGAAGAACCCUUUUGGAACUGAUGUUUUCUGAAAUCUACGUUGGGGAUCACUCUUCGGAGUCGUCGCACCGCACCAUGUUCGCCUUGUUUUGUACAGUCAUUAUAACUUAUUUUGAAUGUAUAAACGCGUCAUACGUUGAACUGCCUUGUGUUGGGGAAGAGCCCCAUGCGGCCAGGGGGCGCUAAACUACCGAAGCAAUCAAACUUGUCUCGUGUUUUUAAUUGGAGUCACUUUGAAGUAUUCUUUUUGUGCCUUUUUGUUCUUCGCGAAAUUUACGAUUUAUUUGUUUUCUCGUCGAGCUCAAAAGCUCGAUGCAAAAGAGUGCAAUGUGUACAUCCCAAGUCGGCAAACACGAUGUUCUGCCUUACUAAAAUGCAUUCCCGCGACGUGUUGUCAAAUCCACCAAGCUUGAUUCCAUCAACUAUUGCAGAGACGCACGAGAACACGUACAGACGUAUUUCGCAUGUAACUUGAGAAAAACCACCACCACCACUAGCGACCGAAUGGCUCACUGACGCUUUUAAAUUUUGCUACACCCAACCAUCCAUCAAACACUGACCCAAUAUUUUGUUUUGGAGUAAAAGAGAACCAUCCGAAGCUUAUGCAACAAUUUCAAAGUUUGGUUUUCGUCUCGCAUCCGCGGUUUCCCACAAUACUGAUGAAAUGUAGCAACUUCCGGUACGCACUUCCACUUGGAUACGCUGAAAUUUUAACCCUGCUUUUUGGAGACUGUUCAGGGCCUCUGGAACCAUUCGAAAUUCCCAUUUCCUUCAGCUCCCGCUGAAACCAAAGACUUGCUCUAAAAACAAAACAAAAAAAGAAAGAAAGAAAACGUGGGACCGCGAAAAAUGGCAUCCGCCAGACGAGCGGUCUUGGAGUUCAUAAAUUGCUGGCGGAAUGCGCCGCCCGGUUUCAAGUUUGGAGAAACAAAACAGGAGAAACCCAGAAGAGGAGUCAUAUCUUUUUUGUUGUUGUGUUGGUUUGGUUAUUCGUUUGUUGCUUUGUUCGUUGUUGUUGUUACGUGUGUCUGAACUUUUGCGGUGGCCUCUGCGCCGGCGCUGACGGCCCCGCACUCGGGGACGACGUCUUCGUGUCCCGGGUGUUCCAAGCGGUUGAUCUCGUGGAUCGCACGAACCCUGCACCCCCCGGAGUUUGCUCCAGAGUGGUCAUUUUUGUGUCGAUCCCUGAAUAAUGACAAUAAACACUACGUCAAUAAAGAUACCUCUCUC